GUAACCGAAAGCGACCUCACUUUCCCCCGUCAGAUCUGACUGUAUCACAGGUGUCCUCUUCUUUCUUUCCACGUGUCAAUGACUCCCCACUCCACGCGCCACCCUUUCGCGCGUUACACCAUCCCUCCCUUUUAGCGACGUGUGACCUAUAAACCGUUUUUUAACCCUCUCAUGCUCUUUCCUUCUUCGCCUCAUUACGUAUACGCGUUUUGUACGUAUAUUUCUUCUUCUUCUCUCUCUCUAUCUCUCUCUGUGCAGUUUUCUAGGGUUUAUAAAGCGUAAGGUUAUAUUUUCAAUCGUGAUACAUACGUAUAUACAUAUAUCGUUUCGGCUUCCAGUGUUGAAUCGCAACUUCAGAAUCAACUUCUUACAACACUGAUUUGUCCCGAUAAAUUGAGAAAAGCAGUUGCCAACUGAAGUUUCCAGGAAUUCGGGCUUAACGGAUAGAUUUCCUAUCUGCAACAAUAUAUUUGUUUCGAACGCAGUGGUUUUUUAUUGACACGACGAUUGUGCAGACUUCUGUUGUUAGGAUCUAGUAAAAUCAUAUUGAACGUAAUGGAUCUUAAGGCUAAUCACAGUGCCCCCAUACUCACCGAUCCCACACCCAUCACCAAACCGAGAGUCGGAAUUCACGAUUCGUUACUGCCAUACUCAUCUUCUGGAGUCUUUUCUCAAGCUCCGUAUCUUAAAACGCAAAGGAAAAAACCCGGACUACUUGAUGAUGUCCGUUCUACAAACUGGUUGGAUGCCAUGAAAUCUUCUUCCCCCAGGAAUAUUAUUAAAAAUAACGGCACCGAUUUGUCAAAUGACGUUGCCUACCGCAAUUGGAUGCUUAAGUAUCCGUCUGCACUUACCUCCAUUGAACAGAUAGUAAAUAACGCAAACGGAAAGAGGAUAGCGUUGUUUCUAGAUUACGACGGGACUUUAUCCCCUAUUGUCGACAAUCCAGAUCAUGCCUUUAUGUCUAACGUUAUGCGCGCUGCAGUGAGAAAUGUGGCAAAAUACGUUCCAACAGCAAUUAUUAGUGGCAGAAGCCGUGAGAAGGUACACAAGUUUGUAGGAUUGAAAGAACUAUAUUAUGCUGGUAGUCACGGGAUGGACAUAGUGGGCCCUGUUCAGCCUCCAACCGGUCAUACCACUGAGGUUAUAGAAGGAAACUUGUACCAGCCUGCUAGUGAAUUUCUACCAAUGAUCAACGAGGUUUUUGUGUCGCUUGUUGAGAUAACCAAGAACAUAGAAGGAGCAAAAGUGGAAGACAACAAAUUCUGUGUCUCGGUGCACUACCGUAACGUAGAUGAGAAGAAUUGGAAAACAGUAGCAGAAUGUGUUGAAGACACUUUGAAAAACUAUCCACGUCUAAGAUUGACACACGGGCGAAUGGUUUUAGAGAUCCGUCCUGUGCUCGAAUGGAACAAGGGGAAGGCUGUUGAGUUUUUACUUGAAUCACUCGGCUUAAGCAAUUGUGACGAUGUGCUCCCUAUAUACGUAGGGGAUGACAGAACCGACGAAGAUGCAUUCAAGUUUUUAAGAGAGGGUGAGCGUGGUUACGGCAUCUUGGUGACUCCGGCCCCGAAAGAAAGCAGUGCAUAUUAUUCUCUCAGGGAUACAUCAGAGGUGAUGGAAUUUAUCAACUUACUGGCUAUGCAUAAGAAGUCCCUUCCAUGAUAUUUUUACUGACUCAUUAUAUGAAGACAAUUAUUAUAAAGAAUAAAAACAAAGAAAUUAAAUGAGCACUUCACCUUAUUCGGCAAUUGUAAAUCUUUUAAGUUAUAUAUAUUUGUAAAUUUUAUUAGUUUUUUUCAUGGCAAUUCUAUUGUCCAUGUAUUAAUCUUGUUUCUUGCAUUUGCCAACUAUUUAUGUGAUAGAAGCUAUUCAAAAAAAAAAAAAAAAAAAAAAAAACUUUAUGUGUUAGAAAAA
Helianthus annuus (common sunflower) is the source of this 1917-nucleotide messenger RNA. RefSeq names its product trehalose-phosphate phosphatase A. Gene Ontology annotation, molecular function: trehalose-phosphatase activity. The record is from RefSeq and is a predicted model, not a curated record. The transcript has 13 exons. Bases 556 to 1665 code for a protein of 369 amino acids. Gene Ontology annotation, biological process: trehalose biosynthetic process. NCBI's taxonomy places the organism in Eukaryota, Viridiplantae, Streptophyta, Magnoliopsida, Asterales, Asteraceae.